UCUACUCAAAAUAAGGAAGACACCGUAAGAGCUUUGGAUAGAGGGCCACUGUACACCUUUUUGUAUGGUUUUGGUUGGGAGUGUAUUUGUUUAUUUUAUUAUUUUAUUCAGAUCCACAGGCGACAGGCCUACUCUUUAGGCAUAUCAUUUCCACUGAAGUAACUGUAUCCAGCCCACCAAGUCACUUUGUGACAUGGAACCUUUACCUUUUCUUGACCAGUUUCAGGAAUUCCACCAUAUCCAUGGAACUAACGUGCAGCUAGAUCCUACAGGGACCCAGGCUACCCGAGUGGAGAGCUUUGCCAACGGGGUGUGCUUCAGCAGAGAGCCCCUGAGUCCUGGGGAGAUCUUCCUGGUGGAGAUCGAGGAGAAGGAGCUGGGCUGGUGUGGCCACCUGCGGAUCGGGCUGACCGCCAGAGACCCUCUGACCUUCGAAACGGUGCCUGAGUACUCCCUGCCGGACCUCAUGGACCUGGGGGACAGCUGGGUGUUUGCUAUCACACGAAACCACAACCGGGUAGUGGAGGAGGAGGCUGUGGCACCUGAGGGAGAGGGGGCAGGAGAUGGAGGGUUGGCCGGGGCGAUUAAUCCCAAACCCAAGACGUUCUUCACAGACUCCCACCUGCACAUUGAGAAAGUUAAAAUCCCCAUGGACAAGCUGGUUGGUCGGAGUCGACCCGGACGCUUCAGCCACAUCUUGGAUGACCUGUACAAGACCAAUGCCCUCCCCCCCACUGCCAGACGUAGUCGGAUAGGGGUGCUGUAUGUGCCCAAAGGACAGGGCCUGGCUGACAUGCAUGUUGUCAUUAACGGAGAGGAUAUGGGUGCAUCAGCUAAGGGCAUCCCAAUGCUGCAGCCUUUGUAUGCUGUGGUUGACGUGUACUCUGCUACAAAGCAAGUUCGCAUUGUCCAGGUGGAAUAUGGAUUUUCCUCCCUGCAGACUCUGUGUAGAAAGUGCAUCCAGAAAAACAUAGUCCACAGGAUGGCUCUGGACUGGCUGGAACUGCCUGAGAGACUCAAACACUACUGCAAGUAUGAGUGACAGACAGCGCACUUUGGACUGAGCACCUCCUGAAGAAGCUUCUCACGAGAGCCGAACUUAAGAUCCAAGUGGUUAAUGCAUUUCAGAAAAGAUAAAUGUACUUCAUGUGUUUAUAUUUUUGAGGUCUUCUUUACAAUGAAUCCCUGGUCUCUUACCAGUUAUGUUUUUAAUUAC
Molecule: messenger RNA, 1216 nt
Organism: Salvelinus namaycush (lake trout)
Lineage: Eukaryota; Metazoa; Chordata; Actinopteri; Salmoniformes; Salmonidae
Gene: neurl2
Product: neuralized E3 ubiquitin protein ligase 2
Exons: 3
Coding region: 194-1042 (282 amino acids)
Biological process (GO): intracellular signal transduction
Molecular function (GO): ubiquitin protein ligase activity
Source: RefSeq, a predicted model, not a curated record